AGGGGAGCGUCACUCUGCUCCGCGAAAGCGAGGGAGGCAGCUUCUUUCUCGGUGUUUAGCGAACACAAAGUGAGCACCGCGACGGAGUAUGGCUCGUUUAAGUUAGAUAUAAGACUGCAAAUAUGCAUAUGAGUAGCUGUGUCAAGGAAAGCGUCGCAGCGCCUGGUUUGUGGACCAGAAAGUAACGGCUGUACUACUCUGCUCGAGCAACUCGACGAGGUCCGAGGAGAAAAAAAGAAGCUUGAAUUCAGCCGCGGUUUUUAAGUUAGUUUCGCUUUUUUUGUUGUCGGUUAAUCCUUCGAGGCAUUUUUAAUCAGUAGGUGCGAGUCUUAACUGAAGAAAUGGACCGAGGUGGCUGCCAAAUGAGCGGCGGUGGCGGCGGUGACCGCAGUGGUCCCGAGGAGUCCGGGAUGAUCACACUGGAGGACCUGGAGUCGUUCUCGGAGAACCAACUGUCAGACUCGGGCAACGGCAGCCUCGAGGAGGAGGCAGAGACCAUGGAGGACGACGAGCAGUCAGACCGGCUGCUGCAAUACUGGCAGGACGUGGCGAGGGGACACCAAGUGGAAGUUGCUCAAGAUAUGGCAGAGCCCAUUAAUCAACUAACCAGCAACAACAGUGGACGAAGUACCAGAGAACACAUCCCCUUCACCCUCCUCUCACGCAAAGAGAAGUGCGGGGAGCUGCUGUAUGAGAAACGCCACUAUGAAAAAGGCCACUGGGCUUGUAUAACAAUGCGUGAGGACACUUACGAACAGAGCAUCUGCUAUGGUUUCAUGAAGAUAAUGAGAUACAUCUGCCAGCAGAACUCCUUGGGUGAAUACCUGGGCAUGACGCUGCCUAUCAUCACAGUGGUGCGCACAAACGAGAACCAUUCUGUGAUCUCCAACGACGUCACUGUGGCGUAUUUCCUACCUGCUGAGCAUCAGGCCCAGCCCCCACAACCUCAAGACAAUGACAUUGUCAUAGAGAUCUGGCCCGCCACUACUGUAUUCACAAGGCCCUUUGGUGGUCCCACCAAUGAAGUGACCAUCAUUAACCAGAUCAGUGCCAUGGCUGAGCAGCUAGACUCCCCCGGUUUGUGCAUCAACGACUCGUUCAUUGUGGCUGGCUACACCAACCCUGCCCACAGCAACCGUCAGAAUGAGAUCUGGUUCCUAGAGCGACGCUGAGGGACUAGGAGAUAACGCAUCAUCUUAUCUGUGACCCUUGAGCCUCAUAAAGACUCCCUUUACACUGCCACAGCUCAGCUACAGCCUCAAGUGCAACCCAGACUUAAGCCACCACCUCUACCUGAAAUGACCACUGGCCCAGCAGACUCCAGAUCAGUUGGAGCCUGAAAAAAAACACCUCACUCUACCCUCAGUGAAUUUUCAUCCAUGUUCAUUUAUAUAGAUCCUUAUUUUGUCCAUAAGAACUGAACCAAACCACUGCCAUACUCUCACAGACACAACGCAGACGCUAAGAUAAAGCAUAGCAUUUAACUUCUGCUUUUACAUGAGGUGAUAAAAAAACACUUUCCUCAGCACAGUGCCCUUUAGUUAAAAAAAACAGUCAAUAGUUUGAACUCUUAGCGCUCUGUGGUGGCCGUCGAUUACUGUCAGAAACAUGCAACAACCUGUCUGUCCACAGCAAGGAGCAGGUUCCCAGUGCACAUGCAGCCUUAUCGUUCUCCCUCUCUGUUUGUUGCACAGCUAGUGUCUUGUCAUGUGGGGUAAAGGUCAAUGCACAACAACAACAACAACAACAAAAAAGUUUCUCUGUCAUUCUUUAGCUUGCUGAGGUGAUUUCAGCUGUAUCACUGUUGAUCUGCUGUUUCUUUAUCUCUGGACUAUGUGAUCCACUGCAGGUUACAAUGCAAUGCCAGUCACACUGUACUGGAAACUAUUUAAGUACAAUGUUAACCAACAAUCAACAAGCCAGUUAUUACAGUUGCUGUGCCACUAACCUAACCCAAUCUAAGGGUACGUUCAGCAGGUGGUAUUGCAGGUUGGGGAGGGGAUGUCGCCAUUCACAACUAAGCUCGCCGUUUUCACAUGCUCAAGCUCCUAAGCUACUUAGUCUGCAAGGUUUUGUUCUAGUUCAACCUUUUUGUGAAGACCCAAUGUACGUACAUUAGACAGGGAAAACUUGAACGAGGUUUAAUUAAGAUUACAGUACAGCAGGUGACUCUCAUCUAACUUACACCAACGUCUUACAUGUUCUCACACAAUAUUAUACAGUCAACAACUUGUUGUGAUCAAACCUGCGCAGCACCAUGUUGUACAAAACCUUUUUUGGCUAUGCGCACUAAGGCCCCGUCUACACAUAUACAGGUAUUUUUGAAAGCUGAUAUUUUCUCCCUCCAUUUUAAAUAUAAUUUAGUCCUUGUACCUUCAUUGUACAAAAGUCUACCUCGUCGCAAAGGUAGCAAAGUGUACAAGCUAACGUUACUUUUUUUAAAAAACACCUACUGGAGAUCUCAUCACCGUAAAGUCCUGUUCAACGUAAGGAUGAAGGAGCUAACUCAAACAUAUGAGUGAUGCUAACAUGUUCUCACACAAUAUCUUAUUGCGAUCAAACCUAUGGAGACUUAUCGUCCUAGUACCAUGUUGUGCAGAACCUUUUUUGGCUAUGCACACUAAGGCCCUGUCUACACGUGUACAGAUAUUUUUGAAAGUUGAUAUUUUUCCCCUCCAUUUUAACCUUCAUUUUACCAAAGUCUACCUCGUCACAAAGGCAGCAACGUUACUUUUGUCAAAAACACCUACUGGAGAUCUCGUCACCAUAAAUUCCUGCUCAAUUAAAGAAUGAAGGCACACCCUCAAACAUAUGACUGAUGCACUCGAUAUGCAAAAGUUUUCCUUCCUUUCCUUAUCGACAACAAUCCGACUCUUGAAAGUCUCCCACUAUCAGCUGAUUCGACCUGGGCUGAUCUAAAACUGUUGUUUCGGCCGGACUUUAGACCGCAGACAGAGGUUGAGCUUUAAUUUUGGGUGCAGCAGAUGCCUCCAUUCGUCUAAGUGCAAUGCAGCACUACGAAGUUAAGUGCAAAGUAGUCAUUAGAUUGAGCAGUGCUGACAACAUGUAAACAAUCUGGUCGUCGAAUUGAGAAGAUUAUGUCAUUGUUUUCCAAAGGCUCCACUUUACACGUCAACACAAAUCAACAGUAACCAUAGCUUUUGAAAAAUCUGCACCCUAGAAGGCAUUUUCAGUGAUAUUAAAGUCAGUUUGCAUGUGAACGAGAGGCCAAAUUGUGGAGGAAAAUAUCUGUUUAUGUGUAUACAGGGCCUAAACUGCCUUACGGCACCAUAACUGCAGUAACACCUCUAUUGUAGCACAAAGAUAAUAGUAAAUACCAAUGCCAUACCAACACAAACCAAAUAUACGUGCUUAAAUGCCUCUCAAACAACAGGUGACACUAAGCUAGAAAACACACUUGAUCAGGACAUGUUCAUGCGUGUUUGUGUAUGAAUGUACAGCUACAGGGAGGGUAAACACAAAGUGACACUUCAACAAACCAAACACCGAAAAGCUCACUGAUUUCACAACUGAAUGACAAUCACAAAGUACUUAUAUAUUAUAUACACCCUUUUCUCUUAAGAAAGUCAACGCAUUCCUCGUUUCAGAUCUACUCACACACAGGAAUAGUCACAUACGGACCUCCUUCUCACACUCUUUUUACCUGCUGCUCUGUGUCAAUGUUAGCGAUUAUGCAUUCACUGCUGACAUGCAAACAUCGCUGCUGCUGAGUAGAGACAAUGCAACCGGGAAAAGAUGUAGAGUACACUACUGUGAUUAUACUCUUUUUGUUAAAUAGGAGCUAAACUGUUUUAGUUAAAGCUGUUUUUAAUGUUCUAUCACCAAUGUAAAGAGAGUCUAUAAAGUCAGGGUGAAAGAAGUGUGUACGUUUAUCUUUAUAUUUUUAAUUAAAAAUAACUCAUGCAAUUCAACAAAAAAAAAGUGAUACACAUCAAACCAGCUACACAGAGAGAUCAGUGAUGUAGGAAUGUUUCUGCUUAGGAAAUUUACAUUUACGAGUUGUCUGCAGGUGACAUAAAACAGGAACUAGCCAAAUCAUCACUGUGUGAGGAUUUUAAACAGGACAGGGGCAUCCUAUGAAAUGCGUAAACAGUCAGGUAUUGAGGCCUGUUAUAAAGGUGGUAGUAAACUCGAAUUAUGAGGACGCUUCAUCUUCUUUAAUCUAUAUGAGAAGAAAUAAGCAGGUCAGACAGUAUUGGGUUGGGAAGGUUGCCCAGUGUGAAAGUCAGUUUGGUUGACAUACAAAUCCAAAGAAUUUAUGUUGCAUUAAAUGAUUGUACAGACACUCUAUGACAACUGUAAACACUUGCAAAGCCAUGAUACAUGUGGGGUUGGUUUUCCCUUUAAGAGCCUGGUUAUAUGGGAACAUCAAGUGUGAGGAUUUUCAUUUUUUUUUUUUUUUCCUUUGUUUUCGCUUAUUGUUCGCUUAUAGUGUUUUUUUGCAAAAGUGUGCUGUACUGUGAAAAUUCAAGUGCAACAGCAAGAGCUACUGUGGUUUUUCUCUGUUCAAUAAAAACGUGCUCGUCUCCUGUCUUGAAAUGUACAGUGAUGCUGAGUUUUAAUGGGUUCAUAUAUACAAAACACAUGUUCUGCACGGUUCUGGGAGAAUUACUGCAGAAGUGUGUGUUCAAUAAUAAAUGAUAAAACUCUUAA
Molecule: messenger RNA, 4674 nt
Organism: Epinephelus lanceolatus (giant grouper)
Lineage: Eukaryota; Metazoa; Chordata; Actinopteri; Perciformes; Serranidae
Gene: soul3
Product: heme-binding protein soul3
Molecular function (GO): heme binding
Source: RefSeq, a predicted model, not a curated record